AUUAUUUUGCUUUCUUAUAAUCCCUCAAGGGGUUUAGCUUUCAUCGGAUAAAUGAGAUGUUUUUAUUAUUAAAAAUAGUUUAGAACAGGAUGUCAAGUAGAAACAAAGCAGCAGGGAGUCAUUCGUCACUGGAAAAAAUAAGACAAGGUAGAAAAUCCUGGAAAGAAGUCACCAAAGCAGAAAAAUAUUUUUUUGAAGGAAAUACAGGAAAAGCUUUGCCUAUACUUUUCAGGUAUGAAAAUUGUGAAGCGAGGGCUAUGCUAUUUCUAGCCUACAUGUACUUUGAUGGUUACGGAGCGGUUCAAGACAUGCCGAGAGGAGUGUCGUAUUUGCAAAAAUUAAUCAAUUUUGAAAAUUACCGCUCAGGUGAAGAAGGAUUAUUAGCUAUUGCUUUGUAUCAAUACGGUGAACUUUGUUUUAAAGGGUUUGUUUUGCCUAAAGAUGAUGCUUUGGCCAAAAGGUACUGGUUGCGAGGAGCGAAAAUAAAAAAGAAUAUUUCUACGGGUGAACAUUUUUUUGGUGUAGUUCAAUGUCAAAGAGCAUUAGGCAUGUAUUACUCCAAUCCUCAGUAUUACAAUCCCAAAAAAGCAUUUAUGUGGCAUAAAAGAGCAAAAGAAUCUGGAAAUAUUGCAUCUAAAGGUAAAUGGUAUUAUUCAUAAUUUAUUUAUAUUUGUGUGAAAGAAAAAAAAAUGCUUGAUGAGGUGACCAGCUGAGUUUUAAUUUUUUGAAAAAAAGACCUUUUUUUUUACAUACUUUGUAAACUAUUCACAUUUGAGAAAAAUGAACGAUAAUCUAAAGUUCCUAAAAUACAAGAAGACACAAAGAAACAGCAGUGUUUGCAACUGAAGUGUUUAGGAAUGGCACAGAAGUUUUUAUUUUAUUUUAUUUUAUUUUAUUUUAUUUUAUUUUAUUUUAUUUUAUUUUGUUUUAUUUUAUUUUAUUGUAACAAGUGUAGAAACAGCCGAUCCAUGUUUGACAUUACAGCUAUCUCGAUUCAGUCCCAUAACCUUGUAAAAAUCCAAUCAGACGCAAUCCAAAAGACUAGGAGUGAUCCUGAAUCAAACAUUGGGGCAAUCUAGCCCUCUUGCAGAAUUUUUUAAAUCCAACUAACCAGCAUUUGCGUUGCAUGGGGUGGAAAGCACCGACAAUCUCCUCACGGUUAGCCCGAUUCUAAUCUAUCUUCCGUCUACCACUGAGGAUAUUUUACAUCAGCUUUGCUCUCUAUGCAAGCCGGGAGCUGAAUUUAUAUCGAUCAGCAGUCACUAGGGUUCAAACUCACUGAGUUCUAACUCGGGUUCUAACUCAAUGCACACAAAAGCUUUUUCUUCUUAUUUUGUAUCUGGCGUUGAACAGUCAACCUAUUUUUAGGUUUGCAAUUAGCAGUGUUAAAUGAAAUUUUUAACCCAACGCUGAAAACCAGGAGUGAUCCUGGAUCGUGCAUUGGGACAAACUUGCCACCUUGAAAGGCUUUUUGAUGAAACUAAUCAUCAUUUGCAUUACAUGAGGAAGAAAACAUUCCAAGUUUAGCCCGAAGAUGAGGAAAUUUUAAUCCACGAUACCACUGGAAAUAUCUUACGUCACUGUUCUCUGUACGAACCGGAAGCAGAAUUCAAAUCAACCAGCCAUCGCUAGG
Messenger RNA from Parasteatoda tepidariorum (common house spider), 1633 nucleotides. Its product is annotated as LRP2-binding protein. The record is from RefSeq and is a predicted model, not a curated record. Gene Ontology annotation, molecular function: protein binding. NCBI's taxonomy places the organism in Eukaryota, Metazoa, Arthropoda, Arachnida, Araneae, Theridiidae.